Molecule: messenger RNA, 4646 nt
Organism: Wyeomyia smithii (pitcher-plant mosquito)
Lineage: Eukaryota; Metazoa; Arthropoda; Insecta; Diptera; Culicidae
Exons: 7
Coding region: 332-3904 (1190 amino acids)
Source: RefSeq, a predicted model, not a curated record
GUUUUUGCCUGUCUCUGUUCAAAAGGAUGAAGAAAAUCGUGUUUAUAUAUUGAAAACUUUCAUGUGGAAUCUUUAAUUUUUCUCCGAGAAAAAAGAAAUAUUCGGCAAAUUUAUUGAUAAUUUUAACCCUUUCUUGGUUUGAUGAAGAAGAACGUCGGGUUAAGUAGUUAAUAAACGAAGUUAAGCGGCUGUCAUGAAGAGGGCAUCAAAGCGCACGUCGCUCAUCGGAGAAUGAUGAAACAGCGUUUGUCAUGAAUCAGAACGAAAACAUUGUUAGCAGCAAUUUCUAGUGUUCAAUAAAAUUAUUAACUAUUCCUUUAAGCCACAUAGAAUGUAUUCGCCAUUCAGAGAUAAUUUUUGGAACAAAAUUAAAAUGAAGAACAUCGAAAUGAAUAAAACUCACAGCCAAGAAAAAUCGACUAGAGGUGAUUCUUUAGCUGAGUGGGAUCUUAGUCAGAUUGAAUUACGUGACGAUAGCCGAUCGAUGAAAAACACAAAUACUAUAAUUGAUUUAGAGGAAGAGGAAUCGGACAGAAACAGUGCUCACGAGGAGCUACCUUUGAGUGGAUUUGAAACAUCCGUUCUACGGCCUGCUUCCUUGCGGAUGCAACCAUCGACUGCACACAGGCCAACAUCAUCUAUAUUAGCUCCUCCUGUUCUACUCAAUAAUAUGGCUCGUAGACCGAUACAUGAUUAUCGUGCAAUUUUCGGAGGGACACCAAGAUUAACACAGCAACAAUCGGAUUCACCGGGGGCAACAGUCCCGGCAGGCAUAAUUUUCAAUCGUUCGUACAACAAAAAAGUUGCACCAACCAAGGAAAACUAUUUCAGUGUCAUGGAUACACCUCCUACACCGGGACAGAUGUCGGCAGCUAGUAUCUUCGGUGAUAGGUCAUACGCUGGAACACAACCUAAAAUCGUAAUGACAUCGAACCACUAUGAAAAAAGAAUUAUUCGCCGUUCCUUCGAUAAAACGAUAGCUACUACACCUGCCAGCACUAGUCGCCAGGAAAAGAAUAAAGGUCCUUACAAACUACUCGGAGUAAUUGACUUAGAACCAGAUUCUGACUCUGAAGACUCGAGUAUUUCUCACACAGUUUCCGCUGCAGCUAAUGCUAUCAAAGAUAAACAAGAUAGUCGAAGAGCUGCCACGCCGGUCAAUGUGCCACCUUUGCAAGAGAGUGCGGCGGCUAUAACUCCGUCUUCAAAGACAGACAAUAAAUGUAAAGAAAAGGAUGAAAAUGUUUUGACUAUCGAAAUAGAGGAAGACGAGGAAUGGAUUGAGGAAGAAGAUACAGGGAUGGAACUGAGUGAAGAGCCUCCGACGGAGAAUAAGUUAGUAACGAGUCCUAAUCCGGGUAUAACUAAACCAUCGUCUUCGGAAGAAAAUGUCAAUGUUGAGCAAUGUGUUUUGAGUGAUACAGAAGAAACAAGCUCGGCAACCCAGAUGAACCCGUCAACACUAGCCAAUUCGUUCUGGGACGUAUCCAGCUCGGGUUGCAUGAAAAGAUCAAGUGAGAAAGAUCACUCUUCCAAAAGCUCAGUUCAACAUACAGAAUUUGAGUUACUUCUAGACCGAAUAAAUCAAGAAGUACCAGCAAUGUCUCAACAAGACCGUAUCGACCAUUGGCGGGUAACUCAAGACGAUCUUCUGUAUUCGAUUCCUACCGUAGCCGAAAUUGAAACCGGAGCCUCGAUUAAACGCCCCAUGGACGAUCCAAUUCAUAUAUCGAGCGGUGAUAGCAGUAGUGAUUCGGAAACAAGUGAUAGUCCUAGUUUACUUAGGCUCAAGCAACAGAAAAAAACUACUUUCAAAAGGCGACGUAUGGGGGAAACAGCGCUACCUGGAGAUAGAUCAUCGCCUUCAUUGCACUUAGGUGAAGAGUUGGAUUUUCGGCGGAGUCAAAUUAAUCCCGAAAUUGAUAAAAGUUUAAUUCAGGUUCGAAAAAACUAUUACAAGUUUCCAACACGAUUCGAUCGAUUAACGACCAAUGAAAGUUCUAGUUUAAUUGAAAAACAGCACGAGGAUCCUUACGCAAAGUUUCUUGACAAUGAGAAGGAAGCUUUCACUAAUUUUUUACGCCGCAAUCCGGCGUAUCGUCCUCAUCUAUUAACAAAACAACGCUUCCCUUCAGCGACGCUUGACGAAAACAAAGUAGCCGUCGUAAUGUUAUCGCCAAUUACAGUGCAAAGACAGAACGACCCAACAACGGAAAACUCCCGGUCACAAGCAGAACGUGCUGAAUCAGCUGAUCGUCUGCCUCGAUACAAUAAAAACCACAGGUCCACAUCGAUUGGUAAAACGCUACGUUAUAAAGUGCGGAAACCUCAGCUCAAGAAAAAACCUAUUGUCGUUCUUCGAUCAAAUCUUCGUAGUUAUCGGCGUUUGAUAAUGAAAAAUUCUCUUCGGAAUGGGAAAGUGCGAAGAAAGUCAUCAUUUGUAAAUCUUAUUGCAAGCGCGAAACAAAAGAGAAGAAAGCAAGCCUCGGCAGGCCAAGCGAAAGCAAACGAAGCAAUUAAACUAAACCAGGAAAACAGUUCUAAUGACCCUAAAGUUACUGCCAGUCUUUCAGAAGAAACCCCAAAGAAAGAAGUCUCUGCUAAGAAAAGUUCAGCGCAUAAAUCUAGCAGGGUUUCAAUUGACAGCGCGGUUAGUAGUUCGACAUCGGCCGAACACAGAAGACAGCGAGAAGAUGGAACGUGCGUCGAGCCUGCAAAAGUGCAGACAGAUUUACGCACCAUGAAAAAUCCCCUAUCCCGUGCCAAUGGUGAAGUUUUAAUGGUAUUUUUUGAGGCUAACAAGCUGAUUGUCGUCCAGCAGGAACUAGUUAGUUUUUGGGAAUGCUCCAAACUAUCCGCUCUGCUAGGGAUUAAACAGGAACUUCAGCUGAUCGGACAGAUAAAACGGGCUCAAACAGACUACCAAAUCGAACCAUCGAAUUCACAACGGUUGGGAUUUAAUGAUGACGAUCCAUUCUAUCUAGAGCUACGAGCAAGAAAUUUGGACGAAGAUGAAUCCCGCAUAUGCCCGUUAGCAUCGAUUUAUGUGAAUCACUAUUUCGCUAGUGAAACCGAGGAUGAUAAGGAUCCGCAGCCAUGUGUUCGGAUGAAAUCUCUGCAAUUGGAUAGUAUUAGAAGUGAGCUCUCAGACAUUAUUUUCAUUCCGCUGCAUCGAUCGCGAUAUUUUGUAAUCUGUUGGCGCGAGCAAUUGUCCGAAACGGACUACCGAACGGGAUUAUGCAAAUACAGUUUGACACCAGAUCUGGAAAUGCUGGCCAGUAUUCGGGAGUUUCCAAGCAUAACACAAAAAAUUCAUGCUCUUAAAUGCAUGGACAAUAAUCGACUGCUAGGGUUAGGAGGAACCAUGGUCGCGAUUUGGAGUUGCGAUAAUGGAUGUCUGAUGUUCACGGUGGACUUGAAGAUUGAAAUUCAACUGCCGCUGGCGGCUUUUAUUCAUACCGAAAAUAGUGAAAGAGCACUGUUUCUCAUACAGUUGUGUGCAUCUCCGAGCGGUAAUCCAAAACGUAAACUUAUUAAAAUAAUUGCAGUAAACAUGAGUAAGCGUACGUGGCACCAGGUCUUCGAUUAUGAAGUUGCUUUAGAGUCCACAAGCAUACUAUGCGAGUCCUUCAACCCCAGUGCGACUGGUCUGCAUUGCACUACGUUCCAGAAUGGCGAAUUGUUGACAAUUAGCAUGGAAGAUCUCACAACUUGUUUUACGAACUACAAACGACUGCAUAGUGCGGACGAACGACGCGUAACCAGGGAUAUACUGGCUACUCGGGAGAAAAUCUUUCUUGGUUCAUGCGACAGUCGGCAGCUGCUAUUGGUAAGCGAUAAGAGCAUCAAACUGAAAACAAUCGACGAGUACUUGUUAGGAUGCAGGUACUACAUCGCCAGAUAGUCGGGACGAUUGAGCCAAAUUGUUCAUAACAAUGUACUAGAUGUAAUAAUUGUUGAUCGCAAACAUAAGUCAAGUUCGUAUGACGCCGAUAGAUUGUAGCGAGCUAGCUGGACCAGUCCUUAUAGUUACGGUCACCUUUUGUGUGAUUUUUCAUUUUAUUUAAGCUUUGGAACAGCACAUUUGUUGUAAUGGUUCUUUGCAAAAUGUGUGUUUUAUCACCUGGUACAAUUCUGAAAUUCGAAAUAGGGCGCAGCAAUAUUUGUGCGAUAAUCUGACCGGAGGCUUUCUUUGUGUACAUUUGCGAUUUUUAGUUACAAAACAAUGUACAAUGCAAAGCGCAACGUUCAAAUAUUAUCGGGUUGAAUUGUAGAAAAAAAAAAACUAUAUAAUAACGCUUGUUUGUAACAUGUUUUAGACUUUUUAUUUUGUAAAAACAAACGUGCAACACUAUCAUUAGUAGUAGCCAUUUCCUAACUAUUUAUGUAAAACUGAACUUAAUUAAGAGAGUCUUAAUUUGAUUAUACUGAGCUGAAAUAAAAAUACAUUUGGAAACCCUAUUUUCAAACCCUAAAUGGUAAAAAUUUCUUGUCUUCCUCGGUUUCUUAUUUGGUAAGACGGAAAUAAUGAAACUAAUAGAUUUACUGUCUUUUUUGCCUGUUUAUUUUUUGCUGUUGUAGAAAUGUUGUCUAUAUCAAACGUAAAAUAAAAUUUAGAGUAACUUUUUAAAUAAAAAGUAACGACA